Molecule: messenger RNA, 1362 nt
Organism: Phoenix dactylifera (date palm)
Lineage: Eukaryota; Viridiplantae; Streptophyta; Magnoliopsida; Arecales; Arecaceae
Product: protein HAIKU1-like
Source: RefSeq, a predicted model, not a curated record
CUCAAUCGCUCAACCAAUCACAGCAGCCAGUGCUAAAGCUAAAAGGAAAAAGAACAGAAUAUAUCCAUUCCCUCUACUGUUCUUAUUCCUCUCGUAGCAGUAGCAUUUCCCACCUCCUUCCUCACUUCCUCCAUCUAACAAGCAGUAGCCAUAGAAGUCAAGAGGACAAACAAACCUAUUCAAUAUCUCUCUCUCCUUACCGCGUUCUCUCCGUUCCAAGUUCCGCGUCGUAAACGACGGACUCGAAUCCUUAGACUUCCAUGCAUCACUUCUCUCUCUUAGCUGCCUAACUUCCACUUUAAAGUCUCCAGCACUAAUAUCCUUCGUCUCCCCUCCACCCCAUGAUUUCCAUUAAAACUCGCAGCACAAACUAACUUAUCACGAAAAUGAAAGAAAUGGAAAACCACAACAACCAUCACCACCACCACCACCACCUUGGCGUCAACAAGCUCGGAAGACCCAUCAAGAAGAUCCCCGCCGCCCCGGCCCACCGCCCCACGCUGCCCGCGCCGCCGCAAGCCCGCAUCUAUAACAUCAGCAAGAACGACUUCCGCUCCGUCGUCCAGCAGCUCACCGGCACCCCCACUCGCGACUCCUCCUCCUCCUGCUCCUCCUCCUCCUCCGCCGCCGCCGCCGCCCGCCAUCCCCGUGCCAGCCUUCGCCUCCAGCAAAUCCGCCCGCCUCCUCUCGCCCCGCUCCCCCGCCCGAACCCCGAUCCCAACCCCUCCAUCAUCGCUGACUACAUGCGCUUCUUCGAGAACUCCCUCCUCCACUCCGACAGCUCUCGCCCGACGCCGCCGCCCGCUCCCCCCGCCUUCCCGUCGCCAAGGGUCGGCCCCUUGCUGCCGUCGCCGGGGCCGUUCGCGCUGCAGUCGCCGAGCGGGUUUCUGAAUUUGGUCUCGCCGCGGUCGCCGUACCCGCUGCUGUCGCCGGGGAUCCAGCACCCCCCUCCGCUUACUCCGAGCUUCCCCUUGUCGCCGGGGUUCCUGCGGCCCAGGCCGCCGCCUCCGCCGCCGUCGCCGGGGUUCUUUCCGCCGUCGCCCUCCGCGUUGUUUCCCUUCGCCCACCCCGGAUGGAGGGAUAUGUAACAUUUUUCUGUGAUCUUUGCGAGUCGCAAGCAAUUUCCGUAGAAGUGUAAAAUAUAACGAAACUUUUCUGAUUUGGUGAUUUGGACUCUCAACUAGAAGCAAAUUGAAAAAAAAAACACACCCACACACAAAGAAAAAGGGGAAAAUAUUUUUUUUCCUUCUUUUUCCAAUCGCUUGUAUCAUUGGUUGACAGAAGCAGGCGGCCUCUAGCUCAGAUAAUAUAGGGAGGUGAAAUAAAUUGGGUGGGUGAAUAGAAAUUCUUGUACUGCUAUCA